Molecule: messenger RNA, 3003 nt
Organism: Linum trigynum
Lineage: Eukaryota; Viridiplantae; Streptophyta; Magnoliopsida; Malpighiales; Linaceae
Source: the annotation of a GenBank genome assembly
CCUCACUCUCCCUCUUCCUCUCCCCUGCCUUCCACCUUUCUUUAACGAAUCCAAUCCGCCAAGAUUUACACAUUCGACGUUCCUUUUCUUUCUCUGUUUCUUUGGAGCACUGAACUUUAGAUCACACACAACCAUCAAUUCAAUUCAGACACUAACAAUCCAUGCGAUGGCUGAACCUUCUCCAAGCAAGAACCUCUCUACUUCUUCCUGUGGAGCGUCCGUAAGCCGGCCAGCCAAUCCACACUUGAGAAAUUCCGAAUCAGCUGAUCCUAAGAGGAGAAGCUUCGUGGGUAGCCCGUUUCCUCGACCUUCCAUCAACACCGGUCGGAGAGGCAGUGCCGUCGGCUGCGGCGGAGGCUUUCACCCAAACACCCCCGCUAAUUCUCCUUCAGACUAUUGUCAGAGAAAGAGUUCCAUAGGGAAAGAGAACGUGAGCAUGACUUCUCUCCACAAUCAAAAGAAGGAGAAGGACGAACACCAGAUCAGAAAAUCUGGGAAAGUUCAGUCACCGGCUGCCACAACAAAAGGCAGUAAGAAGCAUUUCAUGUCUCCAACAAUAUCAGCAGCUUCAAAAGCUUUUGCAGUAUCCUCCAGGAAAAGGGUAUUGGUUGAGCCCAUUCGGACUUCCAUUUCAUUUUCGGGUGGAAAGCUACCUUGUGUGGAAGGCUCUGUUACAAACCCCAAAAAGGGGCUGAAUUAUAAGAAGGAAGUUUCAUUCGAUUCAUAUGUGACUUACCUGGGCGAGGAAACAGAGGAAGCCGUCCAGAGUGAAGAUGAUUUGGACACAAAGGUGGACAGUUCUACAACCGAUGAAUAUGGCAUGGCUUCUUUACUAGAGACUGAGAUCGAAGAGAAGGAUCUUGUUAACUUGGAUCCAAGUUUCAGAAUCAGCACCCGACCUGGAGAUCCAGGUUCAAUUUCUUAUUUGGCGUCCAGUGAUGUGCCGCCAUUGUCACCACUUGAUGCGGAUCCAUAUAUAGCUCCUUACGACCCUAAAACUAAUUACCUCUCACCACGCCCUCAAUUUCUUCGAUACAAGCAUAACCCUCUUGUCGAGCUCUAUUUUCAGAAGGGAAGGAGUGGGGAUCUUAUGGAUAGAUUUUCUACUGAAUUUCUUUCAGAUGCAGAGGUAACUGAAGAUGGAGUUUCUUCUGAUGGGUUCCAUGUAAAAACGGAUGACUUGACUUCACAUGUUGCUUCUGAUGAUGGAUCAUAUAAAAAGGAAGAGGAGGACAUAGAAGUGUUUGAAGCAGAUCAUACUAGUGCAUCAGAGGCCGACGGUGAACAUGUCCAAGUUAAGAAAACGGUUGAGCGGCAUAUCGUAACAAGAAGCAAGAUCAUUCCUAUCCUUUUUAUCUUGGCCACUGUCGGUCUGUACCUCUCAUUUUACAGCUCGCCAGUCAUGGAACCCUCAGUCCUCAACAACUUGAACUUCCCUGAGCUGUAUGUACCACCUCAACUCUCAAAUUUUGCCAGAGAGAGUUUUGAGCAAGUUACACAAAAAAUUCAGCCACUUCUGCAUCGUUAUGUAUCCUACUUGCACAAGCUGAUCCUAGGCUUCAACCAGCGGAAUAAUAUGGUAGGAUUGGAGUAUGCUAAUCUGACUUCUUUGCUGGAAGACAACUUAGUUGAUGAAGCAAGUGUGUUCUUCUCCAAAAGUGCCUUGGAAAUGACACCCACGUGUGAAACUGGUUUGGCAUGGCCCGUGACUGGUGGAGACGUAAAUCUGGUGUCAAUGAUGAAGAGGAGUCACCUUAUUGAAGCUACUGAUGAAGUUGUCCAGGGGGAUGUCCUUUGCCAAGAAUGUGAAGACCAAGAACCGAUUGAGGCGCGUGACCUUGAUCUUUCUAUGGAUGACACUUCUAAUGAAGCUGAAGAUAAGAAUAUGGCUGAAGUACUUGUUGAUAAGUCAUCUCUGGAGGCUGCACUAGUUGUGGAAGGACAAGACAUCUCUGAACAUCUAGUACCAGAAACCCUUACUCAGGUUGAGGGUAUUUCAGGUGAUAGCUGCUCAGCAACAUUGGGAGUACCAGAAGCCAAUAUGAACAUGCUGGCGGGCACCUGUGAGAUGCAAAGUAUCAUAGGACACCAAGAAAGGACUGAAGUUUCACCAGAGGUGACUCUUGAUGCCAAAGAACGUGAAAGUAAAAUCGAUGUGACUCCUUCAACAAUUCAAGAUCAGCCUAUUACGGAGACAAGAGAAAUGGCUUCAGCACAUGCUGUGGCAGGAAUUGCUAUGCUUGCUCUUGUCACUGGUCUCCUUGCAACCAUAGCUCUGUUUUAUAGAAGAACCCCAAGGGCCUUGCCUACAACUGAUGCUGCAUUAGCAUCCCAGAAGACCACACGAAUUAUAGAAGAGAUAGCCAGCCCAAUCCCUGCUCCCAUAGAGCAGAAUUCUCAACCUCCGAUUCUUUCAAGCAAUUCGCUCACAGAAGUUGAGUGCACCGGUGACGACACGUGCACAUCAGCGAUGAGCACUUCUCAACCCGCUGUAUCUUCUCACCGAAAAGAGCUGAACGGAACAAGUCAAGAAGCUUGUAACAAUGACAGGAGAGGUCAGAGGAACUAUAGCAGAAGAGAAUCGUCUGCUUCAUCAGGAGGCGGUUACUUAACGGAGUCAAAGUCUUAUGGAAGUUUCACUACUUAUGAGAAAUUUCCUGCCAAGCAAAAUGUGGGUGGAGAAGAACAGGCAUUGAUAACUCCAGUCAGGCGCUCCAGCAGACUGAGGAGCAAAGUUGGUUCCCCGGAACAAGCGACAUGACGAUGAACUAAGAGGAGGUCACAAGUCACUGAGAGAAUGACCGCUCACUGUCCUAUUCCCUUGUAUUUAAGAUGACAAUAGAGCCAGUACUAGUGCUUUUGUAGGCCUAAGUAACAUACUUUGAUUGUUAGCUUCAUUCUAGUGGUUUGAAUUUGCUUGCACUUGUCUUAGAUGUAUCAUCUCUACUCCAUUGCUCCUUGUAAAUGUAGGAGUUUCAUUCUUACUAAAUGGUCUGCUCACUU